This is a messenger RNA of Gymnodraco acuticeps, 1643 nucleotides long. RefSeq names its product 26S proteasome non-ATPase regulatory subunit 4-like. Gene Ontology annotation, biological process: proteasome-mediated ubiquitin-dependent protein catabolic process. The transcript is spliced from 10 exons. Gene Ontology annotation, cellular component: nucleus; cytosol; proteasome regulatory particle, base subcomplex. The record is from RefSeq and is a predicted model, not a curated record. Lineage: Eukaryota; Metazoa; Chordata; Actinopteri; Perciformes; Bathydraconidae. Bases 92 to 1210 code for a protein of 372 amino acids. Gene Ontology annotation, molecular function: polyubiquitin modification-dependent protein binding.
CCCGGCCAAUCAGAUUCCGUUUUGUUCAGCGUUUGUCCAAUAGCCUGUGAGCUUGUAAGGCUACGACAGAGAGCAACAAGAAGUUUCCAAAAUGGGGCUGGAAAGUACUAUGGUCUGUGUGGACAACAGUGAAUACAUGAGAAAUGGAGACUUUCUACCAACGAGGCUACAGGCUCAACAGGAUGCUGUCAACAUUGUUUGCCACUCAAAAACAAGAAGCAAUCCGGAAAACAAUGUGGGCCUCAUCACAAUGGCAAAUAACGCGGAGGUCCUGACAACACUGACUCCAGAUUCUGGCCGCAUCUUGUCCAAACUCCACGCUAUCCAGCCCAAAGGAAACAUCUGCUUCUGCGUGGGCAUCCGAGUGGCUCAUUUGGCCCUGAAACACAGACAAGGAAAAAACCACAAGAUGAGGAUCAUUGCCUUUGUUGGGAGUCCUGUGGAGGAUAAUGAAAAAGAACUUGUCAAGUUGGCAAAGCGCUUGAAAAAAGAGAAAGUGAAUGUGGAUAUUAUCAACUUUGGAGAGGAGGAGCUGAACACAGAGAAGCUGACUGCUUUCAUCAACACUCUGAAUGGGAAGGAGGGGACCGGCUCCCACCUGGUCACCGUCCCUCCGGGGCCCAGCCUGGCUGAUGCGCUGCUCUCUUCUCCCAUCCUGGCCGGGGAAGGAGGCUCCAUGAUGGGUCUUGGUGCCAGUGACUUUGAGUUUGGUGUGGAUCCCAGUGCUGAUCCAGAACUCGCCCUGGCACUGCGUGUCUCAAUGGAGGAGCAGCGCCAGAGGCAGGAGGAGGAGGCCCGCAGAGUUGCUGCUGCUUCUGCCACUGAGGCAGGCGUGCCCACACCCAGUGCAGAUGAAUCAGAGGAGGCUUUAUUGAAGAUGUCAGUGUCUCAGCCUGAGAGCGGUGCAGCCGUGCUUCCUGACUUCAGCAGCAUGACAGAGGAGGAGCAGAUAGCCUACGCCAUGCAGAUGUCUCUUGCUGGAGGAGAGUAUGGAGAAAUGGACACAGGGGCCCCAAUGGACACUGCAGAAUCAGCCAAGGAGGAAGACGACUAUGAUGUGAUGCAAGACCCGGAGUUCCUUCAGAGCGUCCUGGAGAACCUGCCUGGUGUCGACCCCAACAACGAGGCCAUCCGCAACGCCAUGGGCUCUCUGGCUUCCCAGACUGGAAACAAGCCAGAAGGCAAAAAGGAUGAAGAGAAAAAGAAGUGAGGAACAAAAGAGAUGGACACAGUCUUCAGACAGCAACUAAAAAAAAAUUAAAAACCGGACAAUUGCUGACUCAUGCAGGAUUACUUUACUAUACUGAAAUACUGCUGAUGCAUCGUCGGACUGACAGCCCAGCAUGAGACCACACUCUGACUUUUUAUUAUUCAAAUUUUUUUUGUCAGACACUCAAAAGCACCAAUAUUUACAGAAAUGACGAAAAACCCACAGUACUGAAAGACUUUAGUGUCAAAUCUGACUGCCCUAUAACAUAAAUUGAUCGUGAAAAUGCUAUAUGGGCCAACUCUACAUGAUAUUAUUACUGAUAAUUUACCUAUCGGAAGAGAACAUCGUUUGGGAUGACAGGCUCCUCAAUUUAACAGUUAGCCACACUCCUGUCAUGUUUGUGUGUUUUUGCAAUAAAAGCUAUAUGUAAUCA